AUGGCCGCUAUAAUGAAGACCGUCGGCUGUUUCUCACCCGGAGCCUCUCCUUCGCUGCUCCGUUCUAUCUUCGUCGCGGCUGUGGUGCUGACCGUUGGAUGCAUGAUCAGCCCUACCCAGGCUCUCCAGAGCAUCACCAACGACACCCGAUACUACUCUGUUUCGUCCAAGACAAAGGGUGUUUCCCCUUCACCCUACACUGGCUCCUUUCAGGUUUCUGUCAAGUUGACUGAAUUCACUCAGCUCGUGGGAUACACUCUUCGGGUGUUUGCUCUGCCCCGCAAUCCGCUACCUACCUUUUCGGAUGUCGGGGUUUUCAAGGGGAAGGAAGGCGCCAAGGGACCUUUGGUGACAUCCCUCCCCUGCAAAAUGAUUCCCGCCGGGACUGGGUGGGUCUGCUUUGGCGAAGCCCGCACGACCCUGGAUAAGUCAUGGACUCCCAAGCUCAAAGCAGCCGAUCUGCUCAAAGCUGGCGUGUAUGACAUCCCUGUGAACUUCUAUGUUAAUGUGACAUACAGCGGAGCUACCACUGCCUCUGGCGGACCUAAUGGUACCAUUAGGGGACAGUUAAUAGGGUGA
Molecule: messenger RNA, 579 nt
Organism: Closterium sp. Yama58-4
Lineage: Eukaryota; Viridiplantae; Streptophyta; Zygnematophyceae; Desmidiales; Closteriaceae
Source: the annotation of a GenBank genome assembly